This is a messenger RNA of Porites evermanni, 19523 nucleotides long. The record is from the annotation of a GenBank genome assembly. NCBI's taxonomy places the organism in Eukaryota, Metazoa, Cnidaria, Anthozoa, Scleractinia, Poritidae.
GACAAAACAACACCGAGUUCUCGGAGGCGAAAAAAGGUGGUGACGUUUGCAAGCAUGGCAGAGUUAGCUGAAAUACAAGCUCUCGCAGCAUGCGAAACCGAUUCACAGUGUUCAGAAAGCGGAAAAACACCUUCUCUCGACGAAACAACAUUGCAAGCACUGCAAGAUCCAAGACUAUUCUUGAAUAUGCCAUUAGAGGAUUAUGACGCCACAUGUGGUAAUGUGAGUACCGCUGUGCCUAAAUACUGCAGCAGGUUAUUAAUUGAGUUCAGUCACAAGGCACUCAGACAGUCUGACAUAUCGUUUACCAUUUCGCUUUGUUACCUUUCCCAAGCGCUUUUCCUGGAGGGUUAAACAUUACAUGGAAGGUUAAACAUUACUUCCUGUGCUUGUUUUUACUUUUCAAAGAAUUUAUCAGAGACGAUGUCUCAUGGGUAUAUAGUCCAAAAAAACCUUUAACAUGCUCCACAAUCACUAAAAGAAGGUUCUUUCAAAACUUGCGCAUUUUAUAUUAGCAUAUUCUAACUUCUGUGAAAAAUUUGGCAGAUUCGGUAUAGGAAAUUGAAGACAACGCCCGCAAAGUAUGCUUGUGUCUCAGGUUUUGUUCAUACUAUACCCGAUGGCAUUUCGCGCGACACAAUAAGCUAUCCAAUAUAGUAUGGAUCACCUAUCCAAUAUGUAACUCUCCACUUUUAAGAUCGGCGCGGCGCAGCUUCGCUCCGUUACAGAAAUCUCCCCGAAAUCACUGUUACGAGUGAACAAAAGCUCUAUCUGGUAUGGUUUUCGUGCCGGCGCAAACACUAUCCGAUAUAAUGUGAAUAUAGCCCACUAAACUCAAACUACAAGGCAACAUCAACGAAAAAAAGGCUAUAAAAAGUUACAGUUUCGAUCUGGGAAAAAACCGUUUUAUUUUUUCCUUUCUGUUUUUCCACUCCUUUUCUUUUUUGUGUGUAAUACCGUUGCUAGAACCCUUAUGUAACAUGUCUCUUUUUAGGUACCUGCCGAUGACACUUUCCUCGUUUUACGACAGCAUGGAACAAAUUCUCUUGCACAUCAAGUAUUUCGGUUUAAUAAAGCACGCUCGUUGUGGCUUUUUGGACCUCUACAACCUCUCCGACUGUGGGCCAUAAGUUUGGUUACUAAUCAGUAUCCUUUUGUUAGUUGUAUGAAAAUAGAGGGUAAAAUCUCCAAAUCAGUGUUAGCUCUUUUAUGAAUGCUCAAGCACAAUCAUUUUUUAUUAAUUUUUUUCAAAAAAAAACCGGAAGCAGUGAGGACAUGCAGUGAAACAUUCGCUUUUAAGUGCUACACCAAUUUCACCCAAAUGCAAGAAAAUUUCGAUAAAUCUUUAUUUCGCUGUAUGAGCAACAAAAUUUUCGCCCAGUUCAUCAAUAAAAAUCAUUUGCCUUGGUUGUCAAUGCCAUUUUAGAAAUCAAUUCUAUUAUAUCGCCGUCCUUAACCACAAUGCUUUUUCAGAUAUUUUGAGCUGCUUGUGAUUCUCGUCAUUCUUAUAAACUGCGUCUUUUUGGCUCUUAAACAUCCUCCUGAGGAAAUAGAGUAAGUCACUUUAUUGUGAAAUUUUCGUUUAUAAUGGGUUAAUAAAUAGUUUCAAAAACUGGCUUAGCAGUCACAUCUGCUGAAAAUAAUACUCCCGAAAAAGGUCAGUUUCUAUUUCUUUUGUGAAAUACCGUUUAGCGUCGUCCGGAGUAAAAUAUCGCCACACCGCAUCCCGCGUCCAAAAGCAAAAAUUGCUGCAACUUGUAGAACUGGUGAGCGUUAUGAUGUAACGAUUGUUCCCGACUAAGGGCACAAAACUCCUUUCAGAGGAGAAAGGCAGAAAAAUCCAUGAAGUGGUUAGCUCCAGAAGCACUACCUCCGGAUAACUGUGUACCACUGCUCCUGUACUUUAUAACGGGCCGCAAGAAACCUUUUCCAUGCAUAUAAAUAACAUAAAGUGACUUUAAACGGAGAAGACAGAGCUUAUUGAUCUCUUCUAUGCUUUGAAUAAUCCCUACCGUCAAUUUAAAGACGGAGACGAAGAAUUUUUUGCAGCAUUUCUUCAGUGCUUGAAGUCCUAUUUUCAUUGUUUACCAUUUUUUUUCAGAUACGUCUUUACGUCAAUUUAUACAACAGAGAUGCUCCUUAAGAUUGUAUCUCGUGGAUUUGUCCUUCAUUCGUACGCAUACCUUAGAGAUCCAUGGAACUGGCUGGAUUUCAUCGUCGUUGCUUUAGCGUACGUAGACUUAACAUGCCUUUAAACAAAAUCUAUCAUAAAGACGACAACUCUGCUUUCUUAAUGAAUUUCUCUCUUCAUAGAUACAUUACAAUGGCUCCAAACAUUGCAAACUUCACGGCCAUUAGAACAGUUCGAGUUCUGCGAGCACUUAGGACUAUAUCUGUCAUAUCAGGUAAGUUUAACAAAGUUUAGUGUUUGUUACCGAACGGAAAAGCUUUCUGACAGACAGACUCGCUGACUGACCCACCUACAAAGAAACUUUUUAGCGGAUGUGGGACCAGACUGUCUAUAGAAUGCCUCAUUUUCAAAUAAAACCACCAUCAACAAUUGAAAAUCUAGGUCAAGCUUCUCAGCCUAAACAAAGAAAAAAAGCAAAGGCAGCAAAGCAAACGAUUGUCGGGCUGCUGUUGCUUUUUAAUUCAUCUUGACUAAGUUAUAUUCUCUAGUUUAUUGUUGAGUUUAAAUUUUGCUCAACGUUUCUGAACCAAAUGGGUGAAAUAAACGGUAAUCUACACGACCUGCUAAAUUGAUUCAAAGCGUUAUACUUGAAGUUUAUACACAGGCCUGACAAAACUCUCAGUUAUAGACAGAACAGUGGUCUGUGAAAUGAAAGAAAAUUUUUUUUUGCAAACGUUCUUGCCUCUUAGGUCUCCGUGCGAUGGUAAACACGUUACUACGAUCUCUCAAGCUUCUGAGUGAUGUGCUGGUUUUGUUUCUCUUCUUUCUUGUUGUCAUGGCUCUCAUUGGACUGCAGCUUUUUGUAGGAGAAUUAAGGAGCAAGUGUGUGCUUAACGUACCCUCAAACUUGACUGUAGACUUAAUGGAAUACAUUCGGAAUGAAAGUAAGCACUUGAUCAUGUCAACACAGAGUGGUUUUCAGUUAGGUGUCAUUACAUUACGCUGCCAUUCAUAACAAACACACACAGUCAAAUAAAACAUUUUCCGAACGACAAGCUUGGUUAAACGCAUGCAAACCAGUCACUUAUAGGCUUCCUUUUUUUUGAUUGGCUGAAAAAGUGGUGUAAAAUUUUUAAGCCAGUCAUAAAGCCUAGCAAGGCAACACCAAAACAGCGUCAAAAUUACUCUCAACAUUGACAUAAAAAUGUCCAGUUUAUGUAAGACUGGUUAUCAAUUUUGGAUUAUCUUUCUCCAAAUGGACAAAUAGACUUAGCGGCAAUGCAUAAUUAAGCUUAAGAAAACUAACUUCUCUUUUAAGGUGUUUGGUAUUUGCGUCACGGUGAGGCAGUGAUAUGCGGUGCAAAAACAUUUUCGCCCAGUUCAUCAAUGAAAAAUCAUUAUCCUUGGUUGUCAAUACCAUUUUAGAGAUCAAUUUUAUUAUAUCGUCGUCCUUAACCACAAUGCUUUUUCAGAUAUUUUGAGCUGCUUGUGAUUAUCGUCAUUCUUAUAAAUUGCUUCUUUUUGGCUCUUAAACAUCCUCCUGAGGAAAUAGAGUAAGUUGCUUUAUUGUGAAAUUUUCGUUUAUAAUGGGGUAAUGAAUAGUUUCAAAAACUGGUUUAGCGGUCACAUCUGCUGGAAAUAAUACUCUGAAAAAGGUCAGUUUCUAUUUCUUUUGUUUAGCGUCGUCCAGAGUAAAAGAUCGCCACCGCACCCCGCGUCCUAAAGCAAAAAUUGCUGCAAUUGGACCGACAGAACGUAGACAUUUCUAGAACUGGUGAGCGUUAUGAUGUAACGAUUGUUCCCGACUAAGGUCACAAAAUUUCAUUUAGAGGAGAAAGGCAGAAAAAUCCAUGAAGUGGUUAGCUCCAGAAGUACCACCUCCAUAUAACUGUGUACCAUUGCUCCUGUACUUUAUAACGGGCCGCAAGAACAUAAAGUGACUUUAAACGGAGAAGACUGAGCUUAUUGAUCUCUUCUAUAAUGCUUUGAACAAUCCCUACCGUCAAUUUUCAGACAGAGACAAGAAUUUAUUGCAGCAGUUCUUCAGUGCUUGAACUCCUAUUUUCAUCGUUUAGCUUUUUUUUUCAGAUACGUAUUUACGUCAAUUUAUACAACAGAGAUGCUCCUUAAGAUUGUGUCUCGUGGAUUUGUCCUUCAUUCGUACGCAUACCUUAGAGAUCCAUGGAACUGGCUGGAUUUUAUCGUCGUUGCUUUAGCGUACGUAGACUUAACUUGCCUAUAAACAAAAUCUAUGAUAAAGACGACAACUUUUGAUUACUUAAUGAAUUUCUCUCUUCAAAGAUACAUUACGAUGGCUCCAAACAUUGCAAACUUCACGGCCAUUAGAACAGUUCGAGUUCUGCGAGCACUCAGGACUAUAUCUGUCAUAUCAGGUCAGUUUAACAAAGUUUAGUGUUUGUUACCUAACGAAAAAGCUUCCUGACAGACAGACUCACUGACUGACCCACCUACAAAGAAACUUUUUAGCGGAUGCGUGUCCAGACUGUCUAUAGAAUGCCCCAUUUUCAAACAAAACCACCAUCAAAAUGAUAAUCUAGGUCAAGCUGCUCAGCCUAAACAAAGAGAAAAGCAAAGGCAACAAAGUAAGCGAUUAUCGGAUCGUUGUUGCUUUUUAAUUCAUCUUGACUAAGUUAUAUUGUCUAGUUUAUUGUUGAUUUAAAAUUUUGUUGAAAACAUACUCAACGUUUCUGAACCAAAUGGGUAAAAUAAACGGUAAUCUACACGAGCUGCUAAAUUGCUUCAAAGCGUUAUACUUGAAGUUUAUACACAGGCCUGACAAACUCUCACUUAUAGAUAGAACAGUGGUCUGUGAAAUGAAAGAAAAUUUUUUUCGCGAACGUUCUUUCCUCUUAGGUCUCCGUGCGAUGGUAAACACGUUACUACGAUCCCUCAAGCUUCUGAGUGAUGUACUGGUUUUGUUUCUCUUCUUUCUUGUUGUCAUGGCUCUCAUUGGACUGCAGCUUUUUGUAGGAGAAUUAAGGAACAAGUGUGUUCUUAACGUGCCCUCAAACCUGACUGUAGACUUAGAGGAAUACAUUCGGAAUGAAAGUAAGCACUUGAUCAUGUCAACAUUGAGUGGUUUUCAAUUAGGUGUCAUUAGAUUACGCUGCCUUUCAUAACAAACACACACCAUCAAAUAAAACAUGCUCCGAGCAACAAGCUUGGUUAAACGCAUACAAACUACUUACAGGCUUCCUUUCUUUUGAUUGGCUGAAAAAGUUGUGCAAAAUUUUUUAGCCGGUCAUAAAGCUCACCAAGGCAACACCAAAGCAGCGUCAUAAUUACCCUCAACAUUGAAAUAAAAAUGUCCAGUUUAUGUAAGACUGGUUAUCAAUUUUGGAUUAUCUUUCACCAAAUGGACAAAUAGACUUAGCGGCAAUGCAUAAUUAAGCUUAAGAAAACUAACUUCUCUUUUAAGGUGUUUGGUAUUUGCGUCACGGUGAGGCAGUGAUAUGCGGAAACUCAUCUUGGGCUGGGUGAGUUAAAAGUCUACUUAGAGAGAUAAGUCGGUGUGAUAUCUUAUCUCUGAUCAAGAUUAUUAUGUAGUAAAUAUGCUAGCAAUAACCAUAGGUUACGGACUGCGGGCGACAACGAUCGAAGGUCAAAACGCUUUUGCUCUAUCGCUGUGCUUUGCGUAAGUUUCACGUGAGAGAUAGUCAAAACACGCGUGAUCAGAUUACUAGUGAUAGAAGGUCCAAACGCGCGGGAUCAAAUUGCGUUCUAUGCAUUCCAUUCAUUCUUAGUGGAAGUCCAAACGAAUGCUAGCUACAUACAUGCGACGCAUGCGUAAUAACAACCUGAAUAUUAGGAUUGCGGGCUCCUCUUGUCGCCCGCAAUAUCUGUAUGUAGCCAAGCUAAGCAAAUCCUUCACUGCAUUAGUUGAAUCAUUUCUCUCUCUGCAUAAAAUCUCGUCACACAAGGUUAUAAGAGAGAACCUCUUUGUACACCUCAAUGCGAUAAAUGUUAAUUAUUUCUUCAGGUCUUGUCCAGCUAAUUACACCUGUAUGGCUAACGCUGGACCCAACCCCGAUCAUGGCUUCACCAGCUUUGAUAACAUUGGAUGGGCUUUGUUGAUGGCCUUCCAAAUUCUCACUAUGGAUUACUGGGAAAACCUUUACAACAAGGUAACCAAACAGGCUCUAACUAGAUGUAUGUAUUUUUCUAUCACAUGAAUAGUAAUGACCUAAACAAUUUCGGCAAUAAGCAGGUCAUGGGUUAGUUUUAUGAAACAGUGAUCGUCGAUUUCUGUAGAUUGAUUAAACGGAAUGUAUGUCUGUCUUUCAUUACUGGCUUUAAAAAAUUUUUCAGCGGACCAGUGUUACUUUUAGCGCACUCACUUUUGGUUAUUAAUACCAAGGUUGUGAUGUUAUAUAUUAAACCAGUGUACAGCGCUUUUCGCCGAUUUCUUAUCCUUUAAAACUAAAACUAUAAUUUUUGGCCAGCUGCUUUACUGGCUUAGUGCUAAAACAAUCACUAACUCACUUUAUCAAUCCUCCACUUCAGUUCUGGAAUAAAUGCUCGCUGUCUAAUUCAUUAACCACAGGUAGUCAAGGCGCUUGGAGUGUGGUAUGUAUUCUACUUUGUCAUUACCAUUUUCUUCUGCUCCUUCUACCUCCUCAAUCUUGUCCUAGCUGUGGUAUAUAUGUCCUACGAAAAAGAAAUGGAAUCAAUUGAACAGGAGGUUAGUCAACGACGGCCGAAGUCGUUUUAUUUGUUAAUAAGGCUAAUAAGCAAGCACUAAACAGACCAUUGAAAGAGUAAAAAUGGUGAUUUUUUUUUAUUUAAACAUAUUUUUUUUGCUGGCGAAGUUUAUCCUAAGAGUAACAGAAACACACCGAGAGGGCUCACUUCGAAAUACCAUUGGAUUACAAUAAAUAGUAAUUGGUCAAAAGCAGCAGCAAAACAAAGAAAAUAUUUGAGGAAUGCUAACAGGUGGAAAGUACAUAUUUAUGUAUUUUCAUGAAAUCUCUUUGAUUGAGAUAUAACAGACUAGACACAAAUAUGCGUAUAUCACUCUUUCACUGUUGAAUUUUGUCAAUUUGCUACGACAAGGCUCAUCAGUUACUUGUUCAGAACAGAUGUUUAGAUCAUUCGUCAGAAUUUUUUUUCCAAGUACGUAGAAAUCGACGCCUUUACCUGACACCAGUUUUUAAAAGAAUUGUUGUUGCGAGUGAAUGUGUUUUUAUGUGUUUUAACCAAUCACAAAAAUGGAAAAAAAUGACGCCUACCCGAGUCGUUGUUUUUUAUUUGACCAACCACGAAGAUAACUAGAAGCUAUUUCAAAGAGUUGAGGAUUGUACAUGUUAGAGUAAUUUCAAGAUAUAGUACUUCCUCGCGUUUUAAUCCUCCUCGGGAAUGACCGAUAUUCUUAUACUAAGAACUAUUACUAACCUUCUCUGCCUUUGUGUUCCUUUACACAAUACAUUUGCGCUUUGCUUUCUUUUUCCAGGAGAGGCGAAAAGAGCUCAUGAAGAAAACCGCUGCCUCAUACACUGCAGACGCUGGCACCCUUAAGAAUCUCAGACCUUUGAGGAAGCCCCGUAAGACAAAAGAAGCGAUGGUUGAAGUAACACAAACUGCAUGCAUUGUUACUGACGUUCCUGAUAUUGAAAAUGGACAUAAACGUACUCAAAAAACGCUCGUUGAAAGAGUGUGUGAAUGUUUUCGUUAUGUGAACACAACAUGCGAGACCUGUUUGAGCAGGAUACCGUUCCUAAAGUCCCUUCGGAAACGCAUGCGCACUGUAGCCGAAUGUGCAGCUUUUGACGCGGUUAUUAUAGGAGUUAUAAUGCUGAACACCAUAGUGCUAGCACUUUAUCAUCAUGGAAUUGAAAUGAAGUUCGAGAAAGUUCUGGAUUUAUGCAACAUGGUAUGAAGAAUACUACUAAGUACUGCGUUAGCUGACCCACUUUUGUUUUAUCCAUAAUAGGUCGGGGGCCGUGAUAGAAAGUAGAUGAUAAUUUAAAAUAAUACAAGUAGAAAAAUCGAAGAAUUAAUAUAAAGUACUAAUUUAGCAGCUGCAGUGAUCCACAUAUAGGGCUUGGUAUUUGAGCAGAGGGGAAAAAACUCUCGGAGCCAGGAGCCAGGAAGAGAAUCAGCAACAAAUCAACCAACGUAUAGCCGUUAUGGCAUCGCCGACCUUGAGAUUCGAUCCCGGUCCACACUGGUGGGAAACCGAUUCCCUCACCACUGUCUUGCUAUUGUUCCCAGCAUUUGCAUACGUAGACUAUUUUUAUAUGAACCCGGUGGGAUUAUAUCACAUAACCCCUACAACAAUUGUCUAAAAGGCUCGGUGCUGGAAAAAGGAAGGAACACUGAGUGCCAGUGGACAGCUAGCUAUAAUGCGGAGUGAGACCGAUUGGGAGGUUAUGUAUUCAUAUGCAAAGAGAAUAGGUCAUAUAUCUACAUAUUAAUGUAAACCCCCUGGAUUUUAAUUUGUUAUCUAUGAAUAAGUUUUUGUUCAAGUGUUGUUUAACACGACGCUAUAACUCAGUAAAUAGUUUUUAAAGAGCAAAUUUAAACAAUGUUAGCCAUAAUCUUAAGCCAUGACUUCCUACGCAAACUUGCUUAGUCAGAGUAGAAUGACGUCAGGAGUUUUACUAAAAAUUCCAAACCUGCGUGUCGCUGUUAUUUCUUGGUAAACUAUUCCACUCUUUCGCCCAAUCAUCCUAAGCUCGUCUACUCCAGGACAGGUUGACUUCUUUGCAUUUUGUGGCGUUCGUGCCUCAUUUCCACUUGGAAAGUCGUUGUCUUUAACAGCAAAGAUACCUCGCCAAAAUGGUCCUUCUGUUAAAAUAUAUCAAAAGAUGUUGGAAAUUGAAAUUUCAGCUUCUGACUCGUUCUCUUCGAAGGCAAAAAUUCUACGCUUCCCAAUAGUUUUCUGAAGGUUUAGUUGUAAUACCGCCGUAAAAACUACUUUUCGAAGUAAAACCUUGGACCUCGCAGUCUCAAGACGUUACUGUUCCUAUCAUGACUACAAACAACUAAUUCGAAAUGCAAAUUCGAAAACAAACAUGAUUAAAAAGGUUGCAGUCAAUGGUAAUGCCACCAAUGUCACUAUGGAAUGUUGAAAAACAAAAGAGGGUGAAAAUUAGACGCAUUUUUCCUCAAUUUACUCUUGGAUCCCUUGAGGAAUCCUCUCCGAUGUAAAAAUAACCCGUUUAUAGGUCCAUCAGCCCCGGGAUGCGAGAUCAAGCAUGGACUUAUUCUGAAAAAGAGCUAUGAUCUAAAUAGCUUUCUUUUAAUGGUCACAUGGCCAAUUCCUCCAUUAAAAGUAAACUUAGUUCAGUGUAGCACCUUUCCUCCACGCAGGUACAUAUUUCCAACCAUUUUAUCUGCCCUACAUUUUGAAACCCCUUUUAUGGUGUAGUUCAGUCUAAAAAAAUAGAAAGCGAACAAAAGCUAUCGGCUCGCCUUUCACCUUGGUGCGCAUUACAUUCUCCUUGCAAUGCGCGACAGGGGACGAAGGUUUUAGACAGAAUGACAUAUCCUACCACUUUUCGCCAGUUUACUAAGUUACUUAGGUGUAACAGUGGUAUAGCAGAGUGAUUUUGCUUUAUCUGUCAUUAUAGCCUAGCAACUGUAAUCUUUAUACUAAGAAUGAGUCGAUUUAAAUUUAGGGAGACAGCAAAUCAAAAAAUAAGAUUAUUAAUUUUGAGUCUUUAUCAAUUCAUGCUGUUUUAACUCGAGAAUCCUCUUUUUAAACAACACCAAAUUCCCGGCUGAGUAGUGUUACAGCUGUUUCACACGGUGCCAAAAGUUGUCUUUUGUCUAAUAUCACCCGUAGGUGUUCACGAUAAUAUUUGUGGCAGAGAUGAUAUGGAAAGUUAUCGCCUUUGGACCAGUUGGUUACGUUAAGAGCAGGUGGAAUAUCCUAGACGCCUUUAUUGUGAUCGCAAGUGUUGCUGGGUAUUUAACAGAGUCGGGUGGAAGCUUCAGUAUCUUCCGUAGCUUGAGGCUGGUAUGUCUUGCUUUGUAACAGUUUAAACGCGUUCAAAUGCGCUGUGAAAUGACUAAGAUUACAGAGGGAGAGUGCCCUGGUCAAACAUUGAACUUCUCAUGUGAGGAAAUAUUCUCGUAUCUAGAUCUGACUACGAGGUUAGUGACAAGCCUGAUCGCGGAGGUNAAUUUACUCUUGGAUCCCUUGAGGAAUCCUCUCCGAUGUAAAAAUAACCCGUUUAUAGGUCCAUCAGCCCCGGGAUGCGAGAUCAAGCAUGGACUUAUUCUGAAAAAGAGCUAUGAUCUAAAUAGCUUUCUUUUAAUGGUCACAUGGCCAAUUCCUCCAUUAAAAGUAAACUUAGUUCAGUGUAGCACCUUUCCUCCACGCAGGUACAUAUUUCCAACCAUUUUAUCUGCCCUACAUUUUGAAACCCCUUUUAUGGUGUAGUUCAGUCUAAAAAAAUAGAAAGCGAACAAAAGCUAUCGGCUCGCCUUUCACCUUGGUGCGCAUUACAUUCUCCUUGCAAUGCGCGACAGGGGACGAAGGUUUUAGACAGAAUGACAUAUCCUACCACUUUUCGCCAGUUUACUAAGUUACUUAGGUGUAACAGUGGUAUAGCAGAGUGAUUUUGCUUUAUCUGUCAUUAUAGCCUAGCAACUGUAAUCUUUAUACUAAGAAUGAGUCGAUUUAAAUUUAGGGAGACAGCAAAUCAAAAAAUAAGAUUAUUAAUUUUGAGUCUUUAUCAAUUCAUGCUGUUUUAACUCGAGAAUCCUCUUUUUAAACAACACCAAAUUCCCGGCUGAGUAGUGUUACAGCUGUUUCACACGGUGCCAAAAGUUGUCUUUUGUCUAAUAUCACCCGUAGGUGUUCACGAUAAUAUUUGUGGCAGAGAUGAUAUGGAAAGUUAUCGCCUUUGGACCAGUUGGUUACGUAAAGAGCAGGUGGAAUAUCCUAGACGCCUUUAUUGUGAUCGCAAGUGUUGCUGGGUAUUUAACAGAGUCGGGUGGAAGCUUCAGUAUCUUCCGUAGCUUGAGGCUGGUAUGUCUUGCUUUGUAACAGUUUAAACGCGUUCAAAUGCGCUGUGAAAUGACUAAGAUUACAGAGGGAGAGUGCCCUGGUCAAACAUUGAACUUCUCAUGUGAGGAAAUAUUCUCGUAUCUAGAUCUGACUACGAGGUUAGUGACAAGCCUGAUCGCGGAGGUCAGCUAUUAGCCAUUUAUUCUCCUGUUCCCAGUUCCAGUUCCAGAAGUCUUUGCGAAAGCUUACUAGGCCUAGUUCCCUUCUUAUUUCUAAAGCGGCGAUUUAGGCAACACCAAGAAACGCUCUUAUUUUCCUCCCCUUUUUUUCUUUUCAGUUUCGAGUUCUUAACCUCGCACAGUCCUGGAAAACAAUGGCCAAACUAGUGACGGCCAUAACGAAAAGCGUAGGACCUGUUGGAAACAUUACUCUGAUUCUUGGAGUCAUUAUAUACAUAUUUGCUGUGGUAGGAAUAAAGGUGUUUGGUGACGCUUACACGAUAGAUAAGUUUGGAACUGAUGGAGUGCCACGCUGGAACUUCAAUGACUUUUGGCACGCGUUUAUGAUGAUGUUCAGAGUGCUGUGCGGGGAAUGGAUCGAGCCACUCUGGGAUUGCAUGAGAGCCACCAAUCCUAUGGCUAUUUUGUUCUUUUUGCCCGCUUUUGUUAUCGGAAAUUUUAUCGUAAGUAUUACAGAGACAUUAAACCUGUUAUUCCAAAAACGUUCAUUUAUAAGACUGCAUGGCUGUUUUCAAGUAAACAGGGUUUAAACAGGCUUAGUUUCUAGCAAGAAGGAACAAAAAAAUUCAGCACACCCAAAACACUACCAAGCUCAGCGGUAUGGGCAGUACAUUACGCAUGCGCACAAAGGACAGGCGCAGCCAUCGACUACUGAUCUCCCCCUGUUAGGAGCCGUCAGCAUGACUAGCCUCAUCUGUAGCCUGGUCCGAGGCGAAUGGUUCUAACUUGUAAUCACAGAUCCCAAAGUUUGCUGUGAUCUUAUCAAGAGCACCAAAAUUCAAAAGAGAGCAAAAGAUGACCGCUACUUUGACUACUAGGAAAUUUGCAUGAGAGCUACAUUGGAGCAAAUAGUCUUUAAAAUAAGCUUUCACUUCUACAUCUAAACUAAUAACCCCCGAAAGAGUCAAGCUAGUCCGACACCAAUGAUAUCAUAAAUGGUCUGAAAUCAUUGAACAGAGAAGCAAAUCGUCUGGAGGGAAUAGUAAUGUCCGUUGUCGUUUCACCUACCGGGAUAAUAGCCGGAUAAACACCUACCGAGGGGAUUAAAAACUCUGGAGACGCUCACAUUUAUGUUUCUCAAUUCAGGUACUUAACCUUUUCAUCGCCCUUCUGCUGAGCGCUUUUGACACCGAAGACGACGACAAUAACGUAGACGAAGAUGAAGGGAACAAUUCGAGACUGAAGAAGCUUAUAAAGAGGUUCACCAAGACCAAAAAGACACGCUUAUUUGUGGCUACGUUUAAAGAACGAUACAAACUGUAUGAAGUGCAGCUGCUUGAGAGUAACCUGGCAGCCCAGGGGACCCCUCUGAGGAAACCUUACCGUGGGGGUUCAGUCAGAACAUUCGGGAGCUUUCAGGAGGGUGUGUAUGAUUAUAAAAUAUAAAUGUCUGAAUAGAGCGAUUUCACAUGACGUCACGUCCGCCUGGUGUUCCAAACCAAUGAAAAGGUGGCCAUGUUGGUGUUUUAAACCAGUCCCGUGGUUCUUUUGUUCCAAUAAAUUUUCAUAGCUGGUGGCCAAGCGAGUAAAAGGCUCUAUUUUUCAUUUUUACGCUUUAGAAACAGUCGACCUUGUGCGAUGAGGUAUAAUUGUUCUAAUGAUAUAAAUACAUUUUUUACUAAGAAUAAACAACACGAAACAAUGGUCAAUUUCAACUUCGUUCAGACGAGAAAGCGUCAUGUAGAAAAUUGCUACAUAAUAUCUAAAGUAUGCUAGCCGAAUUUCUCAUCCCAGUUUAUUANAUAAAUUUUCAUAGCUGGUGGCCAAGCGAGUAAAAGGCUCUAUUUUUCAUUUUUACGCUUUAGAAACAGUCGACCUUGUGCGAUGAGGUAUAAUUGUUCUAAUGAUAUAAAUACAUUUUUUACUAAGAAUAAACAACACGAAACAAUGGUCAAUUUCAACUUCGUUCAGACGAGAAAGCGUCAUGUAGAAAAUUGCUACAUAAUAUCUAAAGUAUGCUAGCCGAAUUUCUCAUCCCAGUUUAUUACGCACUCCUCUUAGGUCGAGGAGAAAUAGUAUCCACUGUUAGCCAGUCUCCCAAAGGAAUUCCUCCGAAGUACAUCGUUGAAGUAGACGACUGUUUGCCCGAGUGUUGUAUGUUGCCUGUGUUCUCAAGGCAGCACUUUAAAUGGCUAAAGUUCAGAUGUAGCAUUAGAUGUCUUGUGGAACACAAGUACUUGGAGUGGUUCAUUCUCUUCACAGUCAUGUUCAGUAGCUUCGUUCUGGUAAGAAAAAAAAUGAAUCUUAUUUUGCAUUUCUUGCCUAGAAAGAAGGACCUGUGUAUAGGAAUUGCGGCAAAUGAACUGAUCACGAGUUUCCUUAGGGUGUUAGAAUUGACAGGAACUGAUAUAUUUUUUAAGAAAAGCAAUGAUUCAAAUCAUUAUUAUUUUUUAAUUUUUAAUCCAGUAUUGUUUUCUCAAGGGGAUUUACCAUAUUCCCAUGAAAAGUUCAUAAGAAUUUAAUUUGAUGUAAGGUCAGUGGACUUCGCAAACAUUUUUUUUGUUGAGAAUUGUAACAGUUGAGCGUUCUUUCCAUAGUCAUUCACUAAAGAAAACGAAACGAGAUUGUGUUGUCUUACCUUAACGAAGAUAUCAUUUCAAAGGAAUGACAUGAAAUAUGUUCUGUUCCAAAUGCUAAGCGGUAUUGCUGGGCGGAAGGACUGCCAAAGCCUUUAGUGAGGCUUAUUAAAGUCAGUCUGAGAUUGAUCCUUAACUCAAAGUCCUUUCUAUACUCAUCUUUCAGUGUUAUCUCUCCGAGUUGAAAGAUAAGCGUGCUUUGUUUGUUUUCCUAGGUGUUUGAAGACAUCCACCUGCCCGAAAGACCACUGCUUGAAAAAGCUCUAGGGAUUCUCAAUUAUUUCUUCGCUGCCGUUUUCUCGCUGGAAUUUCUUCUUAAGGUCAUCGGCUUUGGCGUUGUUAAGUACUUCUCUUCAGUAUGGAAUUGUUUGGACGCUUUCAUUGUAGCGGUAAGCAACUGAAUAACUGGAAAAAUAUGUUUGUCAUAUCACUGAUCUGUUACAAGGAAAUAGCUCUCGCGUAGCAAAUCUUUAUGUGCUUUUAGACCGUACCGGAAAAUUGUCAAUACAUUAAAUAGAUUCUCUGUACAGGUAACUGGAUCCUAUGUUUUUCAUUAUUUCCUCAGAUCUCGCUUGCUUGCUUGUCAGAGAACAAACAAUUGUCGGUAUUUCGAUCUCUUCGGACGUUACGAGCCCUGCGACCUCUCCGUGCCAUAUCCCGGAUGGAGGGAAUGAAGGUACAGAACUGAAAUUAUCAGUAAUGUAUUUCUUUUGACUCGGUCGGUUGAUCUUCUUGGAAGAAGCCCAUUACAUCGUAGCAAGUUUAGCAAUCGCAGAUGAUAUAGCAGAAGAGUAUUCAACUGGUUGAAUAAAAAAAUUAUAAAAGCGAGGACCAAGGACUCUAAAAGAUCUACUCCCAUAAUACAUGUCGCGGACAUUUGUGCACACAGUGAAUUUCGACCAGGGAAAAGAUUUCUAAAAAUAGACUGAAAGUUUUACAUAAUGUGACAUUUAUUGGUAGCAGAUGGAGACUCCGAUGUGAUGGGCUCCGGACUAAAUAAACCACUGUAAUGAUAACCCUAAACUUAGGUGAAAAAUGUUUCUCAGAUCAAUUUUUAAACUCAUUCACAUCAUUUUUCCACACUCAGGUUGUCAUCAACGCGUUGUUCGCGGCCAUUCCAGGCAUCGGGAAUGUCCUUGUUGUAUCUCUACUGUUCUGGUUGAUAUUUAGCAUUCUCGGUGUUCAACUGUUCUCUGGAAAAUUUCAAUCAUGCGUCGAUAACGAUGGGGAAAGGUUACCAGCCAGCCUUGUUCCAAACAAAACAGAAUGUCUUCGCUUUCCUGAGAAAUACACUUGGAGGAAUUCGGAUGUAAAUUUUGAUAAUGUUCUCAACGGCUUCCUCACGCUUUUCCAAGUGGUAAGUUAUUUGUUUUACAUACAUGAUCCAUGCUGAUCCAUUCUUUUAUAGGCUUGUGUCGAAAGAAAAGAUCCUGAGCACCUAGUUAUCAUAAAUAUCCUCCUUUGUUACGUGGGUAUCAGUAUAGUUCACCGAAGAAUUCAGACUUCGCCAACUUUAAUGCCUGAAAACUGCACCUAGAGUAUUAUUAUUAUUAUUAUUAUCCUUAUUACUCUUUUGCUAACGCUCAUUGAUUAAGACAUGAUUACAUUUAUCAAGCACUGUGUAGAGUGAACUUUCUGGACUCAAACGAAAAAAGAACCAGUAAAUUGAUGUUCCCUAGCAUUUCAAUACUAAAUUAACUUAACAGCGAGAUUGGUCUUGGUUUUAGGCAACGUUUGAAGGGUGGAUUGAUAUCAUGCACAUGGCAGUUGAUUCAACUAAGGUAAACUCGUACACUUGUAUUAGAAGAGAGUUAUGUUUCUGAGUAAGUCUCACAGACACUGCCUGAACCGACACUAAGCGUCUGCCGCGUAAGAGACAGUAAAAAAGAAAUGAACGGAAAGGAAAAGGAAAUAUCUUAGCCGUGGUGAAGAGGAACCAACUUAGCCUGCGAGCAAGCUCUCUUAUUUGGGCAAGCGAAGCGAGCCUCGCGAGAACGCGCGAGCGAGGGGCCUUUUAUUCUGCCCCUCGCGGCUUCGCCGCUCGCUCGCGCGUUCUCGGGAGGCUCGUUUCACUCGCCCAAAUAGGAGAGCUUCCUCGCAGGCGAGAACCAACUCUACGAAUAUUUUGUAAAGAGGUGAAAAAACAGCCGACAUUUCGCGACGCCACCACCGGUUUAAUUUCCCAGCGAAAUGACGUCUGGGCAGUGAAGCAAAUUUUCCUCUCGCAUUACCCAGUCACACGUCAUCAGUAUACUUCUAAAAGGGUUGUUUACGAAGAGAAUGGAGAUCGUUUGAAUUACUUGGAAGAAUAGAAUUAUGCAUAGUGUAAAUACAUAUCUCUUCUUUGUAUCAUUGAAACUUGAGCAAAGGGUUCGUUCUAUGCAUUUAUUUCAUCAGGUUGACCAGCAACCCGUCGACGACAACAACAUGAUCGCGUACAUUUACUUUGUAGCUUUCAUCAUCCUCGGAUCUUUCUUUGUUCUCAACCUGUUCGUUGGUGUUGUCAUUGAUAACUUUAACUCUCUAAAGAAAAAGGUAAAAACUCAUACAGCUUGUUUGGGGAAGUUAUAAAGUCGAAAGGAUCUUUAAAUUUUCCAUGUUUUCUAAUUUUUUUUUUAACCUUAAAACGGGUUGCAGUUAAGAGAUCAUAUCUCCCGAAAGGGUUUCAGUUAGAUUUCCGGAUCAGGUUGGGAAAAAAAUGGGAAGAAAGGAAGGGGGAGGGAAAUUGUGUAAAUUACAUAGCGGCUCUGACGAUGAAAAUUGGCGAGCAAGAUCGAGAUAAAUCCAUCAUGGCUGGUAAAAAGUUGUGAUUGGCCAGUGUAAUUAUUUUGAUUUUGAUAAUGAGUUACUCAAUCGAAAAAAAAAAACGUUUAUUACUAAAUAUUUCAGUAUGAAGAAAUAAGCAGUAUGGGAAUGCUUCUGACGGAAUCACAAAGAAAGUGGGUCAAUUUUUUAAAGGAAGCAGCUAAGAAGAAACCAGUAUCAAAAGGAAUAAGACCAAAGGUAGGGUAUUAAUGAAGUUAUAGCGUUUAAGCAAAGGCGUUUUUGAGCGACGUACGUCUAACGGAAGUGAAGCCUUUUCCCCCAUAGUAUGCCUUGACGAUGCCAAAUUUGUAUUGCUUAAUGUCUUUACUCUUAUAGAGACGAUCUGGCCAAAAAUGUGGGCAAAACUACUUUCCGAGAAUACAAAAGUCCAAUUCCGGUUGAGGUGCCUCACUCAAAAACUAAAUCAGUACCGUCUAUUUAACGGUCAGUGACCACAAAACAAGCGGCAACCUCGAUGGGAGUAAAUGAGAACGAGUCUCGACGCAUUCUACCAUAUAAAACAUGUUUCCCCUUUACCCCAAGGUAGGGGAGAGAAUGGUCGUACCAAAUGAACGCUUGGUCUAGAAAUGACCGGAAAAUUCUCGUAGAAAACGCUAAUAAGAUCCUAGAAGGCCAGAGACCCAUUCGGGUUUACUUUGAAGACUUCAGGGAAUUUGUAAAAGAAAUAUAAUUUAAGUAAGUUUUUCAUUUCUUACUCCGGAUUUUCCGAGAAGAUGACUCGUUUCCUUAUUACCUGGAAAUUUCAUUUUUACUAAUCUGAAUCCAGAUUUAUCGUUUUCUAUCUAAAAACUGCUUGCACCCACUUUGAGCUUAUGGAACUAACAGCAAUACUAUAACUAUAUAAUAAAUAUNGAUUUUCCGAGAAGAUGACUCGUUUCCUUAUUACCUGGAAAUUUCAUUUUUACUAAUCUGAAUCCAGAUUUAUCGUUUUCUAUCUAAAAACUGCUUGCACCCACUUUGAGCUUAUGGAACUAACAGCAAUACUAUAACUAUAUAAUAAAUAUAACAGCAGGAUAAUGGAUACCUCCUUUCUUUUUCUAAAGGAUCGAUUUCGCAGUAUGUUAUACGAUGUGGUAACAGGAGAUAAGUUUGAAAUGGUCAUUCUUACAGUUAUCAUGUGCAACAUGGUAAUGAUGACCAUACAACACUAUGGACAGUCUACUCAGGUCUCCGACGUUCUUCAUAUCCUUUCUCACCAAUUACAUAAUGUUUAAUUAUGAACCGCGUAUAGAUCGUUUACAAAAGGUAACGGUGGCUCACCAUUAGAACCAAAAUGAUCCGGAUUGUCAUCAAUCCAAAACUAACCUUCCCUGGGGUAAACGCAUUGAAGAACUCUGAAAAAUCAAACCUGUCAUUUUGUGCUACAAACGGCGUUACAACGUGAUUGGAUAAACCAAAGCUUUACCAAACAAACAACAGAUGAUCAUCGACAAAAAAUGGAAUUUUUAACGUUUUUGAUUAAAUAAGAGGACAAGUGUUAACACAUAAAUAUUUUCAUUAGCUUCACAAGGUCUUCAUUUAUCGUUUGUAAUGUUUUCGUUUAUUUCUAACGAAUGUCAAAUGAUUAGAUUCCUUAACUUAAGCCUCGUAUGGUUAACACGAAUCUCAAACUGGGUGUUCACUGGGAUAUUUACUGCUGAAGCCAUAGUUAAACUGAUUGCUUUACGACAGCACUACUUCAAAAAGGCGUGGAAUGUAUUCGACUUUAUCAUAGUUGUGUCAUCUUUGAUUGGUAAGUAAUGCUAAUAAUAUUAUUCAUUUCUUCCACGAGAAAAUAAACGAAGCUCUUUUUUAAGUAUUUUAAGCUAUUAUGGGAAGUUUGACUCCCAAGCCCUCUUGUUUUCACAGGAGUAGUUCUUGACGAGAUCAGUUCAAAGGAUACAGUGGUCAAUCCUAGUCUCCUGAGAGUUAUGCGGAUCUUUAGAAUUGCCAGGUUACUAAGAGUCCUCGAAUUUGCCAAAGGAAUUCGCCAGUUACUUGUGGCAUUGAUGAUCUCUCUACCAGCAUUGUUCAACAUUGGCACCCUGUUGUUUUUGGUCAUUUUCAUCUACGCUAUCAUUGGCAUGUCAGCAUUCGGUAGAGUAAAGAAAGAAGGAAACAACUUGGAUGACAUCGUCAAUUUUGAAACCUUCGGCAAUUCAAUGAUGCUGCUGUUUCGUCUGUCUACGGGUUCAGGCUGGAAUGACGUCGUAAGUUCAUUGUCUAUUCAACCGCCGAAUUGUGACCCAGGUUACCAUGGAUACCCGAAAGGUAACUGUGGCUCGCCAUUUGGAGCGGCCGCUUAUCUAAUCAGCUACAUUGUCAUUGUGUUCAUGAUAAUUGUCAACAUGUACAUCGCUGUUAUUUUAGAAAACGUGAAUCGCGCUCAUGAGAAUGACGAUUUUGCCAUCACUAAGGAAGACUUUGACGGUUACUACCGUAAAUGGGCAGCGUUUGUGCCGAAUGGGAAACAAUUCAUCCCUCUCGAUCAACUGUCUGAUUUUGUUGAUGGACUGGAAAAACCGUUCAGGGUGUCCAAACCCAACGAAGCUCGCUUGAGGCAGUUGGACAUCACGAUACGUGCAGGGGAACUUAUUCACUGUUUCGAUCUUCUUAAGGCGCUGGUGCGAUCCACUUUAGAAGAGCAUGGAGAAUCCCCGGAUGUGUUUGAGGAGAUUACAGUAAGAAUGGAGGCAGAAUUUACCAAGUCUAUUGGACGAAAGCAUUCCAUUGCUAUACUUGGCUCUACACAGACGAAAUUCAAAUGCGAUGAGCCAAAUGAAGUGGCAUUGUAG